Guillardia theta CCMP2712 is the source of this 354-nucleotide messenger RNA. RefSeq lists its product as hypothetical. Lineage: Eukaryota; Cryptophyceae; Pyrenomonadales; Geminigeraceae. The record is from RefSeq and is a predicted model, not a curated record. Bases 1 to 354 code for a protein of 117 amino acids. The transcript has a single exon.
AUGAGUUUCUUUGAUAUUCGAAAAAUCGUGGAUCCCGACUUCUGCCCGAAGGUCAUGACCAUGCCUGAGCUUGAAGAAUCAGUCUUUGAACUUCAUCGCAACAUCACUGGCAUUCACACAAUUGUGUGCGGUACGGACUAUUUCCGCAACGCUAUGAUCAUCGACAAAGAAAAUACGAUUUUCACUUGCAAGGACAUCCUCAAGAUGUUCUCAGAUUUCAUGUCGUGGUCUCAAGACAUCCGGAAGUUCGAGAAAAUGGACAAGUUCGUACUCAGAUCGUUGGAGGAGGUUGAAAUAACCUUCCGCCGAGUCAUGAAGUACCUUCUAGGUAAGAGGAAGUUUGAUCAUAUGUAA